This is a messenger RNA of Anopheles marshallii, 3771 nucleotides long. RefSeq names its product tudor domain-containing protein 3 (gene Tdrd3). NCBI's taxonomy places the organism in Eukaryota, Metazoa, Arthropoda, Insecta, Diptera, Culicidae. The record is from RefSeq and is a predicted model, not a curated record. Gene Ontology annotation, biological process: mRNA processing. The coding region runs from base 1 to 3771 and encodes 1256 amino acids. The transcript is spliced from 5 exons. Gene Ontology annotation, molecular function: RNA binding; protein binding. Gene Ontology annotation, cellular component: nucleus; cytoplasm.
AUGGGCCUGCUAGAACAAUUGCAGGAACAAGGAUGGUACAUCACGCAACCCGGCUUAGACAAGCUGCUGGAAGGUGAAAAAAAUGGUUCCACCGCGAACGUCGAUGUGAAACAAGUUGUGAAAUUGGCCUUGAAUACUGAUUUGAGAGAGUAUGGCGGUGGAGCGCUCAGCAGCUUAGCCGCACGGGGCACAAAGUCGGAAACCUUCGAAGGGCAUGGUGUGGUGCAGCUGGUAAAGCUGCGCAAUUUGGGCGCACCCAAGGUAAACGAAGAGUCAAAAGCAGCACCCCGCCUGCUGAAGCUUACAGUCACCGACGGACAAACGCAGUUCGUUGCCCUCGAGCAUGAGCACAUUCCGUCGCUCAGCCUUAACACGCCGCCGGGCACAAAGAUUCUGCUGAAAAAUGGUCCGAUCCGUAUCAUACAGGGUGUGAUGAUGCUGAGCGAAAAGAACGUACAGGUACUCGGGGGACACGUUACGGCACUGGUGGAAAAAUGGGAGCUAAGUCGCACCAUGGCCAAAUUCGCAAAGGGUGGUCGGUUGCAGUUCAGCGCUUCCGGACCACCGCCUUGGAUUCCUUUCGGACAGAAAAUCCAGCAACCGGUUGCGGCGGCUGAUAAGGACUUUAAGAGCCUGCAACCGAAAGAAAAAGAGGAAUCCACCGAAAAUACGGCCUUCAAUGCAUUGCGCAACGAUGCCAUAGCGGAAGCCACGAAGCUUGGUACCAAGAAAACUUUCGGUGGCGGUGCAAAGCAGAUGGUUGACGCGAACGUGCAGAAAAUAAUGGACAAAGGUUUCACAGAGGAUCAAGCAACCCAUGCGCUAAAGCUGACUCGUAACAAUGUCCACCGGGCACUGAGCAACCUGCAGCGAAUAGAGGACCGCAAACAAGCGCAAGCCGAUUCGGCAUCCGGCGGUGGCAAGGUGGACGGAGGUAAAUCUGGAGGAAAGCGAGGUUUCGGCAAGCGGGACGAUGACGCAGAGAUGCAAUCGAAACCAUCCGGAAAGGUGUCUUUGUUUGAGUAUUUUGGCGAUAUACUGCAGGAUACUGAAUCAGCAUCCACCACAGCAGGAACAUCCGGUGGUGGUAAGAAAUCAAGCAGUAAAGAAUCGACACCGAAUGAAAAGGAACAGAACCGAGCGCGAAGCGAUAGUGCCGCCAGGCAAACGGGUAACAACCGUCACCCACCAUCGAAGAAUCAACCGGCGGGUGGUACAAACCGUUCGCAAGGUGAUAAUGGUAGUAGCCACAAUUCCACCGCAGGGAUGGUUAAUGGUGGCAGCUCGAAGACUUACAACCAACGUUUUGAGAACAAUAUUUCGAGUAGUUUUGCGAACCGCAACACAACCACCUCCUCGUCCGGUCGUGGUGGUGAACGAGCUCGCAAUGAUCAGCACAGCAGCCAGCAAGGACAGAGCCAAUAUUCGAACCAAUCUCGUGAGACACAGCGAGAUCAGCAGUCCAGCUACAAGCAGUCGGAUUAUUACGGAUCAUCGGGUAACAGCCGUUACCGAGGAACCAAUACGAAUGAUAAUCAUUCCUCCAGUUCAUCCAAUCAUCCAUCCGCUAGCACCAGUGCAAGGGGUGGAAACUCGCGCGGUGGUGAUUCGAAAUACAACCAGUCACAUCAAACUUCCGGCUACAGUCACAGUUCGCAACAGCAACGCCAGGACGGUUACAACAAUAACAGCAGUAACAGUAAUGCAACCGCUGGUGGAAAAUACAAUGGCAAAGGCCAGUCAAACAAUAAUACAGCCGGCUACGGUAACAGUAGCUACGGUUCGGAAGGGCGAAGCCAUCAACAGCAAUCAUCUCAAUACGGGCAUGGUUCAGUGUCUCACGAAAAUCGACCGAUGGGAGGUGGUGGCAGCGGAAAAUCCGGUUCUGGAACGCAAGGUACAUCAAACCAACAGCAUACCACAUCGCAGCAACAAUCAUCCUACGGAAAUGCAUCCAAGCAGUCCGGGUAUCACAAUCAGCACCAAGGGUCAGGCUCAUCGUACAACAGCAGUGCCGCAAACGGUAACAACGUUCAUAAUCAAUACAAUCAGCAAGCCAGUGGUAGUAACCAUGGCAACAAUUACGGCGGCGGCGCUAAUAACGGAUCCAAGAAUUCUACUAAAAAUAGCCGCUAUGGAGGUAAAGAUGAAUCUCAUAAAUAUACGGGAGUUAAUGCGUCGCAGAGCACCACCAAUAACACGCAGCAAUCUAAGAAAGGACCUGUAAAGACUCACGGAUCACAGCAGCACUCGAAUACUGCGCAGAAUAAUGCAACCGAUCAACAUUCGUCCUACGGUACAGCAGGCGGCAGUAAGCAAGGAGUUGCGAAUACCACCGCCAAUAGCAAGAUGAAUCAAGUUACGGAACAGAUGGGUAGUAUGCAAGUAACCGGCAGCAAGGCGUCGGGUUACAGCGCUACAAACACUGGUAACAACACGUCAAAUGCGCCGGCUUCAUCUUCCACGCCGUCGGCGACUAACAAACCUGUUUCGAUGAAACAGACGAACACUAACAAUACAAACACCGCAACGGUUACACAGCCUCAUCCACCUCAGAUAGCUUCCCCACCUGGAAUAGCGCUACCCACGACUGUUACCAAUGCGCCCGUCGGACCCGGCGGUCCAUCUCCUGGCGUUCCAGUAGCCCAUUCGCCGGGCGUCGGUGUUAGUGCCGGUGGGCCACCGAGUGUACCGAAAAAUUUCAUCCAGCUUCCGAAUGGAUAUAAUUACAAUCCAUACCAGAUCAUGGGUUUCCAGAAUAAGCAAACGAACGAGUUUGCGUUGAAUGUUCUCAAAAGUCAACAGCAGUUUGACCCGAUGCAGCAGCAACCAAUGCUCGGGACACCCGGUCCGGUUCCGCCUACUGUGUCGCCUGUCGGACCGAAUGUUGUUUCGCUGACGCCGAAUGUAACGCCAUCGGGCGUACUGGCCCAACCGCCACCUCCUCCUGCCGCCGUACUCGCCACUGCACCAAGCCCGGGGUCAGUUCCAACUCACGGUACACUUGCCCCGACCACCAUGUCUAUGGCACCGGCAAUGGCACCACCAACCGCUACGAUAUCCGCUGUCUAUCCCAACUGGAAGAUUGGCGAUCGAUGCUUGGCUAAGUACUGGGAAGAUGGAGGGUUCUAUACGGCAGAAAUUACUGACACUUCGAAGAACACAUUCGUUGUACAUUUUCUCGAAUAUGGCAACUACGAGGAGGUGCUGAAAACGGAUUGUAUUCCCAUCACACAAACUGCCGCCCCUGCAGCACCUGCUCCGAUGACACUCAGCUAUCAUCCCGCACCUGCCCAACCGCACAUGCCGCCACCGCAUCCGGCAGCAGCUCCCGUACCAUUUGCUCCCCAUCCAGGCCAUCCUCAUCUUGCGCAUCAGCAUCACCACGGACACGUUCAACAUCAUGCGCCUCCAAUGGCGGCUGCACCAGGAGCUUACCAGGCUCCGAUGCAAGAUAUGACCCAUGGUGCCCAACACGCGCACUAUGCGCCGUUCAAACCGGGCCCAAUGGCUCCGGUGGGCGCACCAAUCCCUACCCCGCCUGGUCAGGGCCAACUUCCACCAGCGAUGAACCAGUAUCAGCCAACCCAACAUCACCUUCAUCAGCCGCAGCAGCAGCAACAGCAACACCAUCUCUCCCAGCAGCAGCAGGGUGGUCAUAUGCCGCAGCACCAUCACCAGUCACAGAUGUCUCUACACGGUCAACAACGGCCAGGUGGAAAGUUUCGAGAACAGCGCCCGAUGUAUGUUCCACCGGCGCAACGUAAAUAA